Panicum virgatum (switchgrass) is the source of this 820-nucleotide messenger RNA. RefSeq lists its product as uncharacterized. Lineage: Eukaryota; Viridiplantae; Streptophyta; Magnoliopsida; Poales; Poaceae. The record is from RefSeq and is a predicted model, not a curated record. The transcript has 3 exons. Bases 122 to 478 code for a protein of 118 amino acids.
UACUCCAGAGGCAGUUCACAGCAACUCAUUUCUUUCUUCGCGAGAGGGCAAAGGGGAGCGAAGCGGAAGAGCGAGGGAGCGGGUGACGUCACCUUCCUCCAGGGUUUCCCGAUCGGCGGCGAUGGCGGCCAGGACGGCGGCGAGGUUCGUGCAGCGCAGGCUCCUGUCUUCCGGCGGCAAGGUCCUCAGCGAGGAGGAGAAGGCCGCCGAGAACGUCUACAUCAAGAAAAUGGAACAAGAAAAGCUGGAGAAGCUCGCACGCAAGGGUCCCAGCUCAGGAGAGCAAGCUUCAUCCACCACAAGCUCUGCAGCAAGUGAUGUGAAGGCUGCGGGCGGGCCAACAGAGUCAGCAUCUGUGGGUGUGUCAACUGACAAGAACAGGAACUAUGCUGUCUUGGCAGGCACAAUUGCUGCCCUGGGUGGCCUGGGUUGGUAUCUCUUGUCAAAGCCUAAGAAGUCAGAGGAGGUUGUGGACUGAAGGGGGGUUGUGGAUGGGAUCUGCGGACAGUCUGCCUCAUCAGUUUCACCCGGGUUUACUUUCUGCGCAUAGACCUGCACCUUCUUGGAAAUAAUUGUUGAAGUAUGCACUCGAGACACUGUAGUUUACUCCGGCACUUGUCAACUCGCAAUGUUGUAUGAGUAUGAUGAUGUGCCACAUCGUUGCUGAAGAGGUUUUUGGGUACUGCUGUUUCGAAUCUAUGGAACCUGUUGGCUCUUGUCUUUAAUCAGCAGUUCAGCACAUACUUGCUUUAGUGCAUUCUGUGAUACUGAAAGAGAAUUGACAUAAUGCAUGCGUUGCCAUUUUGCCUCGGUUGUGCCA